Molecule: messenger RNA, 3857 nt
Organism: Bemisia tabaci
Lineage: Eukaryota; Metazoa; Arthropoda; Insecta; Hemiptera; Aleyrodidae
Gene: Su(H)
Product: recombining binding protein suppressor of hairless
Biological process (GO): regulation of transcription by RNA polymerase II
Cellular component (GO): nucleus
Molecular function (GO): RNA polymerase II cis-regulatory region sequence-specific DNA binding; DNA-binding transcription activator activity, RNA polymerase II-specific
Source: RefSeq, a predicted model, not a curated record
GUUUCUUAAUUACACAAAAUUAAUCGCAGCCAUCAAAACUUUCGUGAAAUUCGUUCGCUUCACUCCUCUAUUUUGCUACGGGCUUUUAAUGCAUUUCAGUCCUUUUUCCAUGCUCUGUCCGUUCAAUUUUCUGCGCCGAAUACAUUUUUCGAAAAUUCGAUAUUGAUUAAUUUGUCGUAUCAAAGUUGGUAACGGCGUGGGAAAAUGCUUCCCGUCGAACAGGUGUUUUUCAAAAGCUGUGGUGUGUGUGUGUGUGUUUUGUGUUUACAGCGGAAAGUUUCUCAUGUACAAUUUGUGGCUUUGUCAUUGUGAUACUCAUAAUUUUGAUUUUCGAAAUUGAAUUAGUCAUGCAGUUAUCGAAACAUUUAAAUCAUCUCUGUAAUUGAUAGUGCGUCUGUCUCCUAUCUUCACGUAGUUGGCUGUAACUGAACCCAGCAUCUUGUUGAAUGUGUUUACUUGUAUCUACAGCAAUCUUCCUCAAAUUUCAUAACUUUCGGUGAAGUCAUGCAUUGUGAAAUAGAAGAAAAGUAAUGGUUUGCGGAGGACAGCAGUUGACAAUGCCUCAUCAAUACGGAGGCAUGGCGCAUAGCCUUGCUUACCGGAACGAGGACCAGCGGCUAACAAGGGAGGCAAUGGAGCGAUACUUGCGCGAACGAAGUGAUAUGGUCAUAGUCAUUCUUCAUGCUAAAGUGGCUCAAAAAUCUUACGGUAAUGAGAAACGGUUUUUUUGUCCUCCACCUUGUAUCUAUCUAUUCGGUGAUGGUUGGCGGUUGCGACAAGAACAGUUGUUGCGAGAGGGUGAGUCAGAACAAGCUGCCCAGUUGUGUGCGUUCAUUGGAAUAGGAAACUCAGAGCAAGAUAUGCAACAGCUUGACCUCAAUAAUGGCAAACAGUAUUGUGCAGCCAAAACUCUAUUCAUUUCUGACUCCGAUAAGCGGAAACAUUUUAUGCUUUCUGUAAAAAUGUUUUAUGGGAGCGGGCAUGAUAUUGGAGUUUUCCAUAGUAAAAGAAUUAAAGUAAUCUCAAAACCAUCAAAGAAAAAACAAUCACUAAAAAAUGCAGACCUCUGUAUAGCUAGUGGCACCAAAGUUGCCCUGUUUAAUAGGCUCCGUUCCCAAACUGUUAGUACAAGGUAUUUACAUGUAGAGAAUGGAAAUUUUCAUGCAAGCUCUACACAGUGGGGAGCAUUUACAAUUCAUCUACUAGAUGAUGAAGAGAGUGAGAGUGAGGAAUUUAGUGUUCAAGAUGGCUAUGUACAUUAUGGAAGCACUGUCAAAUUAGUUUGCAGCGACACUGGAAUGGCCCUGCCCAGACUGAUAAUUCGUAAAGUAGACAAGCAAAUGGCUCUACUAGAAGCGGAUGAUCCUGUUUCGCAACUGCACAAGUGUGCAUUUUACAUGAAAGAUACAGAACGAAUGUACCUAUGCCUAUCUCAGGAACGCAUCAUCCAAUUUCAAGCAACGCCUUGUCCCAAAGAACCAAAUAAAGAAAUGAUAAACGAUGGAGCUUGUUGGACAAUUAUCAGCACAGAUAAAGCAGAAUACCAGUUUUAUGAAGGGAUGGGCCCUGUAAGGUCACCCGUAACGCCUGUUCCCGUUGUCCACAGUCUACAUCUCAAUGGAGGUGGAGAUGUGGCCAUGUUAGAACUCUCAGGUGAAAAUUUUACACCUAAUUUACAAGUCUGGUUUGGAGAUGUUGAGGCAGAGACGAUGUACCGAUGUCAAGAAAGCAUGCUUUGCGUCGUUCCAGAUAUAUCUUCAUUUAGGGGUGAGUGGCUAUGGGUUCGGCAGCCCACACAAGUUCCUGUCUCAUUAGUUCGAAAUGAUGGUAUUAUAUAUGCGACAGGCUUGACUUUCACAUAUACUCCAGAGCCUGGGCCUCGGCCUAUCUGCUCCCCUGCUGAGGAUAUUUUACGUUCUGGUCAUAAUGAUCGACUUGCUGACAGACUUCCUGCCUUGACUGAUGUGCCAUGGUCACAACCCCCAGCUCUGUAAUAAUGUAAAAAAUAGUUUUUGUACUUUACUUUUUUAUUCUAGUAUCUGUAAAUUUUGAAUGUACCUACUGUCUCCUUUUGAGGCACUUUAAGCAAGUCUUUUACCAUUAGGUAUUGAAGGUUUUAUUCAGAGACAUUCCUUCGAUAAAUUUGACUCGGUGAGAUUUUUUUUUCAACCCACACAAUUGUUGUCCUUACCUCGUGGCCAUUAGGUGACUCCAGUUUCAGUAUUAAUGAAGAGUUUAGAACAAGUAGGUAGUACAUUUACCUAGUUUUUACUAAUCCAGUUUUGAUUGUCAUUGCUAAUUUAGUUUCACCCUCAUUCAUCGAAUUCACUUAGUUUGUGAAAAAUUAUUAAUUAGGUUUUCAAAAUACUCCGUAACUUUUGGUGGCUAAUUGGAUAUUACACACGAAUUUAAAGAGGUUUUCUGCUGUUACAGUUAGUCGACAAUUUGCUAUCAGGAACUACUAUUUUUGGCUCAUUACAGGAACAGCACAUAUGCUAUUAGUUUUUACAUGCAGAUAGGUAGGUGUUUUUUUGGGUGACUCAGAAAUAGUAGUACUUUUUUGCAAAAUGUAGUCCAGUUGGUCUAAAUUUUACGCAUGUAAAUUCAAGGACAUUUUUUUCCAAUUUCUUUCAAUUCCUCAGACUGUGCUUUCUCCUUUGCUAUGUUUGCAAAUAAUUAAAGAGAAUGAUCUAGAAGUCCUGUAAGGCUAUUUUUAUCGUUUUUAUUAAAUUACUCUUCUAAGAAAGACCUUAACUACAAGGAUUAUCUGUGAAUGAAACCUUAGAUUCGAUUAACUCAGGAUUGAUGAAGUCCAACCAGCAUUUGAUUCUGAGGGAAAAGUAAAAAAGAAAUUAAAAUAACACACGAUUUCCCUUAGAAAUCGGGUACUUGUCUGAUUAAAAAGUAAAGAUCAAACGCUAGUUUCAACUUCUUUCUUUGCUCAAGAAAGAGGGAAAUAGAAAUAGGAGUAUUUAAAAUUCAAAAACAUAUUACUUUCAUUCUCAGCAAAAAGAAAAGCUCUUAGUUAAUGCUUAUUACAUGUAGUUCACUCAAGAUUUACAUUUACGAUUAAUCAUUUUUCAUCACUAUAAUGUCCUUCAAAAAUAUGAUUUUUCCUUUCUUUUAAUUAAUUUCCAAACUCAAAUGCUGGUUGGAAUGUUUUGGUUUCUUUUGUGUGUUUGUAGUUUUAAGAGAGAACAAUAAUUUUUAUUUGUGCAUUUUCAUUCAUUAUGAAUGAAAAAAAUAAAAAAAGGAUCAUCAUGGGUCAUCAAGGACCAGUGAAUGAAUACUGGGAAAACAACGUUUGGAAGCCUCUGUCAAAUGAAAGCCUAAUACUCUUCUCUCACUAUCUUUCAUUCCGUGCUAAAGAUGUUUCCAAGUUUUGUAUUUACUCUUUUUUUGAGACGCAAUACCAAUUGAAAUGUACAACAGGGUAAGGACGCUAUGCACUGCAAAAUUACUUUGGGAAAGGACCUUUAACACUUCCAAAGCAUCAAUUUUAAUAUUAAAUCUAGCUCUAUAAACAUUAUCUAAAGUGAACGGAGGGCAUGAGUUGCAUCGACUGCUUGUUCUCUUCUCAAUUAUCCUUUGCUUAUCAGUGAAUUUAAAUCCUUGGUUACUAGCAAACACGGAGCAAUUUUUUCAUGAUAAAUCCUUAAAUUAGCAGUAUUAAAAAAAUUGAAUGCUCCAUAAUUGUUGUUACAAUACCAUUGUUCACAAAGAACAAAUCUUAUGCCACUCUAACGAUUAUUCAAGCUCAAAAUGUAUUUUUAGAUGGAGUGUUUUUUUGUAACUUACGAUUUAUGCUAACAAAGUAGUCUAGUGUACAAAAUUGGUCAGUUUCCCGUGCCAACGAA